Colletotrichum costaricense is the source of this 1533-nucleotide messenger RNA. RefSeq names its product major facilitator superfamily transporter. Gene Ontology annotation, cellular component: membrane. Gene Ontology annotation, molecular function: transmembrane transporter activity. The transcript is spliced from 5 exons. Gene Ontology annotation, biological process: transmembrane transport. The coding region runs from base 1 to 1533 and encodes 510 amino acids. The record is from RefSeq and is a predicted model, not a curated record. NCBI's taxonomy places the organism in Eukaryota, Fungi, Ascomycota, Sordariomycetes, Glomerellales, Glomerellaceae.
AUGGCAUCUGCUCUGAAAGAGUCGGUCCCAAGAGAUAAGUGGUGGGAGUGGAGAUGGUUCUCGCCAGAUGAUACGAAGGAGGAGAGGCGUCUCAUCACGAAGAUUGACCUCCUCUUGGUACCUUACUCGGUCCUCGGCUACUGGGUCAAAUAUGUCGAUCAAUCCAAUUUGAACAAUGCCUACGUCGCCGGUAUGAAGGAGGAUCUCGGGUUCUACGGAAACGAGCUUGUUCAGCUCCAAACGCUGUUCACUCUUGGAUCAGUCUUGGGCCAGAUCCCUUUCCUUUUCAUCAUGACCUAUGUCCCAAUCCAAUAUCUCAUCCCAAUGUGCGACGUUCUGUGGGGGGUAUUCACGCUUCUACAGUAUCGCGUCCACUCUUACGCUGAACUGGCCGCUUACAGAUUUAUGGUCGGAUGGUUCGAGGCCGCAUUCUUCCCAGCAAUGCAUUACGUGUUUGGCUCAUGGUAUCGAGGCCACGAAAUUGCUCGUCGCGGCGGUAUCUUCUAUACCGGUCUUGCUGCCGGCACAUUGACAGCCGGUCUUAUCCAGGCCGGCGCAUCAAGCUCGCUUGAAGGAGUUCACGGCAUGGAAGGCUGGCGAUGGAUGUACAUCAUCUGUGCGCUUAUCACCAUCCCCGUCGGUAUUUUCGGCUUCUUCGUAAUCCCCGGUACCAUAGACCAGCCCAACAGGUGGUGCGUCAACGACAAGGACAUCGAGACCGCCCGCGAACGCCUCGAGAAACACGGCCACGUCUUGCACGGCAAGAUGAAGUUUGGCCACAUCAAGCGCACCCUGCUCGGCUUCCGCUUCUGGCUCGUCAUCACGACUGACGUCCUCUUUUGGAACGCAGGCAUCCACAAGAACACGGGCUCCUACCUGCUCUGGAUCAAGAGUCUUGGGCGGUAUAGCGCCGCACGCAUCAAUGAGCUGGGCACGAUCUCUCCCGCGCUGGGAAUCGCCUACACCCUCAUCGCCUGCUUCGCUUCGGACAUGUUCCUUGGUCCGGCCUGGUCGAUCACGAUUUGUUCGGUCCUCAACGCCAUCGGUCUCAUCUUCCUGACGAUAUGGACUGUUCCCGAGGGCGGUCUCUGGUUCGGAUUCGCGACCAUGUAUUGGUCCAACGCUCUUUCUUCUGUGUUCCAUGGAUGGGUCAACAACCUGCUGCGAGACAGCCCCGAGGAACGGAGCUUCACUUUGGUUCUUAUUAACUUGCUGUCGCAAAGCUCGACGGCAUGGACGCCCUUGCUCACAUUCCCGACAGUGGAGUCGCCGAGGUACAGGAAAGGCUUCUCGUUCUGUCUGGGAUGCGCGAUCGCGUUGAUUGUGUUCACCUGGAUCAUGCACUACUAUUUGAAAAGGGACAAGAAGCACGACACUGGGUCCACUGACGAGGAGACAAGCACCCGGUCCGAAGUUGGCGUGGCAUCUUCAGUAGAAUUGAAAGGAAAGAGCGACAUGGACGCUAGGGAAGACGAUCCGGCUGCUGUAAGGGUUAACGAGGAGACGGGCGAUGACAAGAUCACAUCGAUUUGA